GUAUCUCGUCUCAGACAUAAAGAAACAAUCAAACCCGUAGCCUUAGAGAAUAUCUUAAACACAGAUACUGUACACCCUUUUGUGGAAGUUUCUUUUCAACACACUGUAUAUCAAACCAACACUGCAAGUGGAUCUCAUCCAUGCUGGAAUGAAGAAAUUAGUGUGGACUUCAUCUCACCAGGACAUGAUUACAGCUUCUCAAGUUUAUCUAAAAUAAAAGAUAAUAUAUAUAUCAAUAUCUUUGAUGAAAUGAUGAUUGAAAAACAUGAGGAUCGUUGUCUCAAGAGCUGCAUGUGUCACGCAUAUGUAAGGAAGAAUUGGCUUGGGUCUAUUGUCUUCCCUUUCUCUGCUCUUCUGCAACAAUCUGAGUUUUCAGAUCAAAUAGAUGUUUUGCAAAGAGCACAGAGUUUUAAAAAAAAUUGUAAGGCAAUAUUUCCAAAUCGAAGAAUCACAACUACUGUUUUUAAUGAUGAAGGUAUACAGAUCUUAGUAACAAGAUAUAUCAAGGCAUUAAAUCCACCUCAACAACUUCUAGAUAUUUUUCUUCAUGAUUCAAAUGCAACACUUGACCUCAUCGCUCGAUUUGUAUCUUUGAUUCCUUUGAUGCCUGAUACACUGGAUGAAAAUGGCAGUUCUGAUAUAUGGAUGACAUCAGAGCGUUGCAUCAGUUUGGCAAUAGGAAACAAAGAGGAGCAUGCCAUACUUCUCUGUAAUUUCUUUUUGUAUUUUGGAAAGAAAGCCUUGGUCCUCCUGGGAACCUCAAUGUUGGAAGGACAUGUGGCUUAUGUCUUAACUCAGGAAACAGAUGAAUUUUUGCUUUGGAACCCACUGACUGGGCAGUGUCAUAAGCAGUUUGACUCAUUUUGUCCCUUACAAAGUGUAGACUGUUUAUUUGAUGAUGGAAAUGUAUGGUUUAAUAUUCAACAAAAUAAUACACCAAUGGCUGUAAAUUUUGACUAUUCAAAGGAAAGUCUCUGGAAACAGUUGCUUCCAAAACAUGUUCAAGGGACCAAAGCACAAAGCAUACAGCCUAAAGAAAUAAUUUAUUCAGAUACUAAUAAAAGUAUGGUUGAAGACAUAAAGAACAGGAUUGAAAGGACUCUAAAAUGUAAAAUGAUGGAAUGGCGACCUAAACAGCCAACACGUUGGAAUCGACAAUGCACUUCUAUUUUGCGACAAAUCCUCCCUAAGCUGGAACUUGGAACAGGAAGCUUUGUUUCAUGUGAAAAAGAGAGUGAAUUUGAAAGACUACUACAAUUCUAUUGGGUCUCCGGAUUCCCCAUCCAGAUGCCGUACACUGAUGUCCAGUCAGUUAUUGAUGCAGUAUAUAAAACUGGAAUCCACUCUUCUGAAUUUCCCCAGACAGAAUUUGCUCUAGCUGUAUACAUUCAUGCUUACCCAAACAACAUAUUAUCUGUGUGGGUCUAUGUGGCUUCCUUAGCCCGACAUCAGUGA
Chrysochloris asiatica (Cape golden mole) is the source of this 1455-nucleotide messenger RNA. RefSeq names its product coiled-coil and C2 domain containing 2B (gene CC2D2B). Gene Ontology annotation, biological process: protein localization to ciliary transition zone; non-motile cilium assembly. Lineage: Eukaryota; Metazoa; Chordata; Mammalia; Afrosoricida; Chrysochloridae. The coding region runs from base 250 to 1455 and encodes 401 amino acids. Gene Ontology annotation, cellular component: ciliary transition zone. The record is from RefSeq and is a predicted model, not a curated record. The transcript is spliced from 12 exons.